AUUUAUAAAUAAUUAUCGAUAACAAAAAUUUCACAAAUUAACUUUCAUGACACUAUUUGCUUCUGGCAACGCUGUCUGUUGCUGAAGAGAUGUCAAACGGUGCGUGUUGUUUACAAAGAAACUUUUCAUUGGCUUAGUCCAUUUAAAGUCACCAUCCAAAAAAAUAACUUGAAACUUACACAAUGUCCUUUCACUUAAGUACAAAAGAACGCCUCUUACUGCUGGUAGAUGAUAUGGAAUUGAUAGCCAAAGAACUCAUUGAUAAUCUGGCCCCAAAACAUCAGAAAACAUCCACCGCGGAACAUACAGCCUUAGUAGAUCUCUUGGUCGCUAAAGAUGAAGAAUUUCGCAAAACUUUAGAACUGGCUGAUGAACAAGCUAAAAUUGAACAAAAAAUGGACGAGCUCAGAGCAAAAGUUGAUAUACAGGAUCGCGAAAUACAAAAAUUGCAAAAAUCGUUAAAGGAAGCUGAGCAUAUUUUAUCCACCGCCAUUUUUCAAGCACGCCAAAAAUUAGCAAGCAUAAAUCAAGCCAAUAAAAGACCAGUGUCUUCAGAGGAACUAAUUAAAUAUGCCCAUCGUAUUAGUUCAGCGAAUGCAGUAAGUGCUCCUUUGACGUGGUGCAUAGGCGAUGUACGACGUCCUUAUCCCACAGACAUUGAGAUGCGUAAUGGAUUCUUGGGUAAAUCCGAUCUCAAUAUUAAUGGUGGGAGUGUUGCUCAUCAGAACAAUUUGCCCGACACUCAACGGAAUAUGACUGAAGUGCCAAACGCUUUUCAAAAUCAAUUUAAUUGGAAUAAUUUAGGUGAGCUGCAUAUGUCAAUGGGCUCGUCGGGUAAUUCAGUGGCCUUGGAGACACGUUCACACAAAGAAGCCUCACAAGAUGAUGUAGAAGUUAUGUCAACGGAUAGUUCUAGCUCUAGUUCUAGUGAUUCUCAAUAAAUUUCAGAAUCUUCAAAAGGCAGGUUAAUACAUUUAAUUUCACUUUAAAUUUGUUUUAUGGAAAUGAAUAGUUUCUGCACUUAUUUUUAACAGCCGUUUAUAAGCGAGUAAAUACACACAGCAUUACCAGCCUGUUUAUUGGCUUACUCCAUUUCUGUCGGUAAGCAAAGGUGAACAAAAUUCGGCAACUCUAAAUUUUGCGUAGAUCAGUCAAAACAAAAUCUUGCUUUAUUUGUAAAUAUCUUAUUUUACUUUCUUUAAUACUUUGUAGAAAAUUGGAAAACUAUUCAAAAUAAUUUCAUAUUUCGAAUAUUUGGAAACGGCCAAAAAGAAUCCAAUUUUCUUAUUAGUGGUCUUAACACUUAAUGUUGCCAAAAUUUUUUAACACAUAGUGUUGCCAAAAUUUUGUUCAGAAGGAAUAAUACCUAAAUUAAUAGUUUAAGUCGGUUAGAGCCAACCACAUAAAAUCUUUGCUAGCAUCAUCCAACUUUUUUUUAUACGAAAAUGAAAUAACAGAAGUUCAGAUUUUAACGGCUUAGAUCACAUCAUAUAAUGAUUCUGAAUCGAU
Messenger RNA from Glossina fuscipes, 1509 nucleotides. It is a transcript of the gene MED4, whose product is annotated as mediator of RNA polymerase II transcription subunit 4. The transcript has 4 exons. The coding region runs from base 183 to 941 and encodes 252 amino acids. Lineage: Eukaryota; Metazoa; Arthropoda; Insecta; Diptera; Glossinidae. The record is from RefSeq and is a predicted model, not a curated record. Gene Ontology annotation, cellular component: mediator complex; core mediator complex. Gene Ontology annotation, biological process: regulation of transcription by RNA polymerase II. Gene Ontology annotation, molecular function: transcription coregulator activity.